AUGUCGAAACCUGUUCGUUCGUCAAACAGAAUAAAAGGUCGAGGUAAAGCUAGUCGAGAGGAACCUGGUCCUCCUAGUCAUCUAGCUUCGUCGAACUCGACCCCAUUGGAAGCAAACAAACCUGCUAGCGGAAAAGCCACUCAGUCUUCGAAGAAGAAGAAGAAUAAUACUAAACCAACUAAAAUUUCGGGAAGUGGUAUCCCUGCUGACCCCGUGAAGCAGCAAGAAGCCAGUUUCAUGAGCCAAGAUGUUAAAAGGUCCCAGUCUAUCCCAAUCAAGCGUGAGGAGCCCUCCCCAGCUCCAACGUCUGCCAUCGCUGGCGAAGGCCCCCCGUGGUUUGACUACCGAGAUCCUCCUGCCUCUGUCGUGAGCCCUAUGAGACAAACUCGGCCAGAGGACAUGUCCCAAACUCAAUUGGACUAUCUCUUGAAGCUCUCUCAACACUCACCAUCUGCCCCCCCUCCUCAUUUCUACCAACAACCACCUGGACUACCAUUCAGUAUCAAUCCUCUAACCACCCCAUCAGCACCAGAAGGUAAUUUAGAAGAGAAACAUCAAGAACUAAUGGCCAACCAUCGGAAGGUAGCGGGUCGCCAAACCUCCUUUGCCGCUCUCGGCGGGGAGGUCAGAGACCUUCGUCUUUCGGGGGACCGAGUCGCGACCACCAUAGCAGCGACUCAGAAGAGAAAGAGGCUCGGUAGCCAGCCUCAACGUGAGUCUCCGCAAGUCCCCAAAGCGGAGCCAACUUUGAAGGAGGUCCCCAAUCCCUUGGACUGUGAGAUGGCCAAGGAGAGGGCUCGGAGGGGACAGUUCGCUGUCCACUCCGAGCUCUCUGCUGGUGGGAUCCUCCAAUCCCAAUUGGGCUCCUGCAAGGAGCUCUUGGAAGACCUAGGUAAGAUCCUAGGCAAACUACCCGUGGCCAGGCAAGAUCCACACGCCAAAGAUAUCCAGGAGGAUAUCAAAAAGUUCUUGUCCUGUGGCAUCGACGGGGGAGGAAUCGUUGGAUUCCUCGGGGAGGCUGGAGUGGGAAAGUCCACCCUCCUCAAUGCCUUGCUCGACAUCGAGGAUUUUCUGCCCAUUGAGGAAUACGGCAAAUUUAUGCCAAUAGUCCUCGAAUUUGCGAAGAGCGGGCCAGGGCUUGGGCCCUUCACCAUGGACGUCAAAUACGUCACAAAGGCCCAGCUCGAGGAGGAUGCAGAGAUCCUCUUUAGAGAGAUCUACGUCGAGGGGGCGAAGCUUCAGAGGCCUAAUACGAGAGAGGCCAAAUCAAUACAGAGGAGACUCAACCAUUUGUUUCCUGAUGCAAGUUGGAGCUCUGUCUCAGAAGCUCAUGAAGAUAUCAGCAAACUUUUCGCCGAGGACGAGUCCCUCCAACGAGAAGAUGGCAUCAUCCAUGCCAUGGAUCGAAGGGCCUGCGUAGAGCAGCUCCGAGAUCUUACUGUCAGUUUCAGUAACGAUAGGCCAACCGAACCGGAAAGGUGGCCUCUUAUCGACAAGAUUCGGGUCUAUCUUGAUUCCGAGAUCCUGAACACCGGAGCUAUCAUUGCAGAUAUUCCAGGAAUUGACAAGGAAGGCACCCGCGUCAAAGCCAUGCAAGAAUAUCUCUCUGGUGUUCAAGAUAUCAUCAUCGUGACCAAAUUGGAAUACAUCUUCGUCGAUGAUGUCGAUGCUCUAAAGAAGCUCGGUUACGAGGGUGUAACCUUGCUGGAUGGUCGCUCGAGAGGCGUACUCGUUACGAAUCACUUGGAUGAAUACACUAACGCUAAAGCCAAAGCCCUUUUCAAAAAGAACGUACCUUUCAAGGCCAGGAUUGAACAAGCUGAGAAGGAUCUCCUGCAUAUUCAGGGACAAAUUUCUGGCAGCAACCGCGGGGAGCGUAAAACCAAGGCUGAGAUGAUUUCUCUCGCCCAAAAGCACGAAAAAACACUAGAACAGAUCUGCUCCUCAAUUUUAGAUGACUUCAUUGAACCACAGGCCACUGUAACUUUCGGAAGCACAAUCUCAACCGAUGAUAUCACCUGGCAAGUUUUCAGAGUCGAUCCAAUUGCCUACGCCAAAACAAAGAAGGAUGGCACCUUUCUCGCCCACCUUUAUGACAACAUGAACAUCCAGCAGAUGGUCGAGCUACAAGACUACAUCGGCGCAUUGACCUAUCCUAGACAAUUUCGUCUUGCAGUAUCCAGGUUCAAACAAGCACAGAGCAUUAUCGCGAAUUUGAUAUUUUGGUGCUCAUCCGAAGUCAAGCUUCCGCCGGCCAUACGAUCAUCUCUGGAGAAGACCCUUCUCCAGGAAGUAUCCGACCUGGAAGAGCAAAUGGAUAUUGUUAAAUUUGAGAUCGCUGAAACCAUCUCUGAAUCAUUGGCGGGGGUCUAUGCCCAUACAGAGAUCGCGGUAUAUGAAGCCACAGAAAAGGCUCAAAAGAAGAUUGUCAAUACAACUGCAAAUCUGAACACCGUGAGGGCCGUCUGUAAAGGAGGAGGCGAAAUUGGAGAUACCAACUGGAACUCCUAUAUCCUUGAAGAAGUCAGAGAGAAGAUGUGUGAUGCCUGGAAGGGGACUAUCACAUUCACCGUCCAGAUGAUGAACACUUUCCAAGCAAAAUACUUCGAAACAAUCGAGUCCAUAGAAUCCCGCCUCGAGGAAUUCAUUAAUAAUCAAAACGUCGACAACACUAUGAAAGCUGCCUUCAAAAACUUGAUUGCGAAGGAACUUCAGAAUAGUCGCUCACACAUGGUUGAAAUAUGCCGUGACAACGUCAGAGUCAUCCAUAAUAUGUUCAGGCAUGGAGCCCGCACUUUCCUUCGGCCCGAUACACUCAAGGAGUUAAUGUAG
This is a messenger RNA of Orbilia oligospora ATCC 24927, 2832 nucleotides long. RefSeq lists its product as uncharacterized. The record is from RefSeq and is a predicted model, not a curated record. The coding region runs from base 1 to 2832 and encodes 943 amino acids. Lineage: Eukaryota; Fungi; Ascomycota; Orbiliomycetes; Orbiliales; Orbiliaceae. The transcript has 12 exons.